Messenger RNA from Neospora caninum, 2448 nucleotides. RefSeq lists its product as hypothetical. Bases 1 to 2448 code for a protein of 815 amino acids. Lineage: Eukaryota; Apicomplexa; Conoidasida; Eucoccidiorida; Sarcocystidae. The record is from RefSeq and is a predicted model, not a curated record. The transcript has 3 exons.
AUGACACAAGAGUCCUUUUCUUCCAUAUCUCAAGGGACCGUAGGUCCUGUUCGAGGCCUGCUACGUGCUAAGAUGUUGGCGCCUGCAAAGCAGCGUAACACCAAAAAUGUAUAUUUUCCUCAAGUUCGUCGCCUCCUAGGAGUUUUGUUCCUGUUUUGCUUGUCUUCCACAUUCUAUGUUGGGACGUCUUCCGAGGCUCCCCACGCGGUCCUCGCCUCUGCUCCAGCAGAGGCUCCGGAGAAGACUGAAGAAACCGAGACGCGCACGGGAGGCGUCGAGCUGGAGAUCCACCAACAUGCAGAUGAGUUGUCCGACUACGAGAGAGAUGAAAAGCAACAGAGCAAGGAGGAAGCUACGGAACGCACGUCUCUUGAGUUUCUCGGACCAAAAGAGACGAGGACGAUUGCACAGAAGAAAGAGGCUGGAAACGCAGGUCAAGGUAAUGAAGGAGAAGCAACAGCACCCCUAAAUUCCCAGGUAGCGGCGCUUAGCCCAAACAGUUCGGCUUCCGCCUCGCCGACGAAUCAGGCAAAUGAAGAGAAAGUGGCUUUUAUCCUGGACCAGCUUCUCACUCCAGAGCAGAAAACGCAGCUGCCAGCCGACUAUCUCGAGGCGCUUCGGUCAUACCUCUCUGGUCUUCGUAACGAAGAAAUCGAACAGUUGCUCGCCUACGACGCUGCAAUACGAGCAAAAGCCAGAGAAGAUGCACUGACACAACAUUUUAGUUCUGAACUCUCAAAUCAAGAGAGCAGAGACCCUCGCGUAGCGUAUGAGCCUGACGUUCGGCAGUCUGUUCCCCCCCCUCCCCCUCAAGACGCAAGUGCAGCCUUUGCUUCACAUUCUCCGACCGCUAUUGGAAGCGACAGCGGCGCCUCUGUCGCAGUUGACUCUGCACGUCCACUUCUUGCGACUUAUUCUCCACUUUUCAACUCCACCUGGGUUGAUGUGAACGGUCCUUCCACACCUGUGCCUCAAAUGCAUGUGCCAGGUGGAUCUCACAAUAUGGGGACGCCUCCCUUCACUCCGAUUUCUCCCCUCCCGGCAACCUCUUCGUACGGUGCUUUCUUUCCAGCGGGCCAGAACGACAGAUCUUGGGCAGAUAUGUAUUCCUCUGCUCCCACCCCGUUCGCUGCCGCUCCCGCACCACCCCAAACUGAAUCGCCAACCGCCCAAGUUCCAGCGCUGCUUCAGCCGCUUGAGUUGCAGCCUCUCGUGCCGCUGCAGUUAGGGCCGGUCGCGUUGCAGCUUUCUCCGAACCUGCUGUUCGGGAGUGGAUACUCCCGAACUUCGAGUUUUCCGACGCAGACCCCGCCACCCGUGCGGAAUGCGGCACUGCUCAGUCCUCUCACAGGCGUGGUUGACGGCGUCCUCCGCGCAGCGACGACCGGCGUGGUUGCACCAGCUGUGGCGAACGCGGGGGUGCUGCUGAACAAUGCGAAUCAGAUCAGUGCGCGUGUUCAGGAAGGAAGCGAACAGGCUUCGCAGUUCAUCGAAGGGUUCACAGCCUACAGACACAGCAACCCCGAUGACCCGUUAGCGAAGCUUGUGAAUGUUCUCGAAGAGGCGGCGACGUCACUCAGCGCAAAGGGCGGACUUGAGGCAGAAGCCGUUGGAAUGCAACACCAGACAGAUGGAACGCUCGUCGAAGGUCAGGAGGCAGAGUCGAGACACGAAAAAGGACCUCGGCAGAAAAACGGGCGCUCCGCUUCGAGCAGCGCACUGGUGCUUCUCGAGACCGGCGGAGAGGGAGAGGACCCGGGAAGUUCCGGCAGUCAGAAAGGCGCCAUGCAAGGCGUGGAGUACAAGUUGACGAACAAAGCAGACCCUUUCGAUUUUAGCCAUUUCGCAUCCGCGGCGGGAGUGAAUGAGGCCAAGCAGAAACAAGCGAAGGAAGAACAGAUGUUGAGAAACGCCAAGAAAAGCCAAGAACCUGCGGAAGUGAUAUCCAACGUCAUUGGGACGGGGUUUGACGUAGCCGUCGAUGUCCUCUCUAGACAUCAACAACAGGAACGCCAGCGGCAACAAAUGCAAAACAGCGAAGCUUGGGCUCUUCCUUAUGCGCAGAAUGCGGGAAGCGUCCAACAAAAUCCACACAAUGGAGCAGGCGAGAAACUAUAUGGCUAUACCGCAGGACCCCAGCAGUAUGGAUACCAUGCAGGGUACAGUGCAGGAGAGAACCCGUUCGGAUAUACUGCAGAGAAACAACGUAAUCGCUUUGCUCCCGCUGGACCUCAAUCGUAUGGCCCAGCGUACUCUCUCUCGCCGACGCAUGUUGCGCUAACGCAGUCUGGCGUCCCAGCGCGGAAUGCUGGUCCCGAGUAUGCAAAUGGAGUUUUUCUCCAAUAUCCCUCGCCUUCUGGGCCUCUGACCACUUCUUCCGGAAAUUAUGCUUACCCACUAAUGUCCGCAUACGCGCCGCACCCCACAAGCGGCAUGAGUGCUUGGUGA